Molecule: messenger RNA, 3153 nt
Organism: Apiotrichum porosum
Lineage: Eukaryota; Fungi; Basidiomycota; Tremellomycetes; Trichosporonales; Trichosporonaceae
Exons: 8
Coding region: 1-3153 (1050 amino acids)
Molecular function (GO): nucleic acid binding
Source: RefSeq, a predicted model, not a curated record
AUGCGCCAGACAUUUGGCGAUUUCUUAAACCAGGGCGAACCGUCUACCCCGCGUGGACGCGGUCGCGGCCGGGGCGGGGGUGGUCGCGGCGCGCGCGGCUCGCCGUUCGGUGGACGCGGACGCGGCGGCGGCGGGGCACGUGGGGGACGCGGCGGCGGCUCGUCCUUUAGCGCCGACUACAGCAACGUUGGGCUCGACUACGACAAGGUCAACACCCGCGCGGCAGGCGGAUACAUUCGCAGCGACCAAUACACUGCCCAGGUACAGCCGUUCGGUCCCGGCAAUCGAGCCGAUGGCGACUCGACGCGCGGUCGUGGGCGCGGCGGAGGCCCAGGCGGAGGCGGGCGCGGAGGUGGACGCGGCGCUCGUGGAGGGUUUGGAUACCGCGGCGGAGCGGCCGGCGGCGCUCCUGGCUUUGCGCGUGCUCCAGGCUCGGCGACGGCGUCCCCAGGACCCUCUGGCGCCGCGACGCCCGUCACGGGCGGCCUCGGGUUCCACCGGUCCACCAUGCACGCCCGCGUGGCUAUUACGGCCUCGCGGGUUGGUGCGGACGGCGUGGUCACGUGGGGCGGAGGGCGGGCGCCGCUCUUCGUCAAAGCGGGCGAGCUGUUCAAGGAGGGCGAGGUCGAUGUGGUGAAGCGCGAUGGCGACGUCCUCCGCGUUCAAGUGUACCCCAUGGAUGACCCCAGCGCGCCGCAGAUGACCGACCUGCAUGACGAUGCCGAAAUCGACAUUGAAGAUGGCGAGAGCACCGAGGCCAUUCUGGGUCUCGUCGAGCAUGCGCACGAGGCGCAUGUUACUGAGGCUGAAGAACAUGUGCCUGCGCCGCACCACGAGCGUGAUCAAGAGGAGGCUGAGUCUGGGUCUGACGCCGAGUCCCAGCCCGAGUCCGAGGCCGCUUCCGAGUCUGAGGAAAUCAACGAGGAAGACUUUGCCCGCGCGGCCGAUGCUCUCUUCAGCGACGACACGGACGAGGAGGAUAUCGACCGCGGCCUCAUUCCCGACAGCGUUCAACCCUCCCCCGCAAUUCCGACUGCAACCCUUACUGUUUCAAGCACCAUUGCUCUUGAUAGUGACACCCACGUGGCUGCUGUGACCACUACGACAGCAACUACCGAAGCUACCGAGAUUCGUGCCAGAUCUCCAUCGACAAAUGCCAGCAGCGAUCCAGCUGUGCAGCAGACUCCAGAGCGAGUUUUGAGAAAGACCCCAGAGCCAGAGAAUGAUUCUCCUCUUUUCUUCAUCGACACUACUGGCACUGGAAGCCACGUCCAACGCUGGGAGACCAAUGACGAAGACUCCGCUGCGGCUGGCGGCGACGACACGCUGUUCUUUGUCGACACUGGUGCCGAUGUCUCCACCUCCAACGAUGUUCCCCUGUACGACACCUCCACCACCAUCCUCAUUGGCGCCGACCGUCGGGCUCCUCGCCCCAUUGACGACGCAGAAGAGGCCAUCGUCUUCCGCCCUCGACUGAUUGCCGAUCCUGUGCCCGCUUCGGCCUCGUCGUCCCGCCCAAGCAGACCGCAGGGCAGCAACUUUGAGCUCACUAGCGUGUACGUGGACCCGCGCGUCGUCCUGAACCGCAAGGACCGCAAGGCGUUGAAAAAGUCCAAGCGCGCACGUAACAAGAAGGGCAAGCGCGGAAAGCACACCGACGGCAUGCCAAGGGAGGACAGUGACCUCGACUGGGGAAGCGACGGCCCACCUGCACCCAAGGUCCUUGACAUUGAGGUCAAUGCGCUGGGACAUGCCCUCGCCAGCACCGACCUCGACUUUGACGAAGACGUCGAUCCCGAUAUUGACAUGGAGGCCAUGGCGCGCUUCGCCAACUCGUCCAAGGACAUCGGGGCGUUUGGUGGCGAGGCAAUGGUUGAGAUGGAGAGCGACAGCGACCAGUGGGAGGACCAGGAGAGUGUCAAGGGCAAGGGCAAGGGCAAGGGCAAGGGCAAGGCGGCGUCGAGGCGGCGUCAGCAGGAUCCCUUUGGUCUCGAGAUUUCGUCCUCAGAGGACGGCGAUGAGGGUGAUGACGAUGACGACGAUGACGAGGACCUCGACGAAACGGUCGACUUUGAGGCUCUUGCCGCCGCCUACGACAGCGAUUCUGACUCUGAAGAUGACAAUGCGCUUUUCACCGGCCACAACGCUUGGAAGGACGAUGAGGAUGAGGAUGAGGAAGAGGAAGAGGAGGACGAAGCCGACUGGUUUGCGCGCAACCUCGACAAUGCGCUCAACGGCGGCGUCAUGUCGGCGGGCAGGAAGGAGCGCAAGGCAGUUUUCCGUUCUGUUCACAACGGCACCUUUGACGAGGCGCUUCCCAUUGCUCCUGCAAAGAAGGACAAGAAGGGUGCCCACAUCCCCCAGGCUCUUCACGACCAAUGGGAGCGCGACCGCGCGAGGAAGGCCGACAAGAAGCGCCAGCGCGAGAUGGACCGCAUGCUCGGCCUGCUCAUCGGCAACUCGAAGAAGGGCAAGAAGGCUGGCAAGGCGGCUGCCGCUGCUCGCGCACACCUUGUCAACGCCAGCGCCGCCGAGGUCGCGGAGCUCUUUGACGUGACGUCGGACGACGGCGGGUGGGGCGUCACGACCAUGCCAAAGCACAAGGGCCACAUGAUGAAGCUCCUCCCGCGCACACUCGACGAGAUUGACAUUGAUGUCCAAGAGUUCCUCGAAGACAACGGCCGCACGACCCUCGCCCUCCCGUCGAUGGACAAGGAGUUGCGCAAGAAGGUCCACAUGUUAGCCGAGUGCUACGGCCUCAAGAGCCAGAGCAAGGGCAAGGGCCACAGUCGCUACCCUAUCCUCUUCAAAGGCAAGCGCUCGAGACUCAUGAACCCAGACAAGCUCGAACGUCUCCUCGCCGCAAGCAGGGCCUCGGGCAGCGCGUUUUACAAGGCGCUUUACCAGCGCGGUAACAACGGCGGAAAGAAGGCCUCGACAGCUGCUCGCGGUACCGGUGGUGGAGCAUCGGCUCGGGCCCGCGAAGGCGAGCUGGUGGGCGAGGGUGCCGAGAAGAUUGGUCAAGACAAUGUUGGGCACAAGCUGCUCAGCAUGAUGGGGUGGACCGAGGGCUCGGGUAUUGGUCGCGUUGGUGGCUUGGACGCACCUAUUGUCGCAGUUGUGAAGAACACAAAGAGCGGCUUGGGUGCCUAG